ACCCAGAGAGCCGGGCAUCUCGCAGAGGCACGCGCCACCCGCCCCGUCGGGGCUCCUAAGGCUCCACCACUGGCGCAGCGCAGGGUUCCGGGGACCCGGCGGGCCCCUCCCGGCCGCGGCCCACGCCCAGCUCAACUCCCCUAACUGGGCUCGGCCUGGGCUCGCUGGGGCUCGGCGGGCAGAGGAGGAAGGAGGGAGGGAGCCGCGGGCGGCGGAAGGGGGAGGAGAGGACCCGGCCGAGCCUGUGCGCACUGGCCGGGCGCUGGAGGACGGAGACGGAGCAGCGGCGCCCGGGCCGGUCAGCUCUGCAGCGGCGGCCGAGAUGCUCCAGACCCUGUAUGACUACUUUUGGUGGGAACGGCUCUGGCUGCCUGUGAACUUAACCUGGGCUGAUCUAGAAGACAGAGAUGGACGUGUCUAUGCCAAAGCCUCCGACCUCUACAUCACACUACCCCUGGCCGUGCUAUUCCUCAUCAUUCGAUAUUUCUUUGAGCUUUAUGUGGCUACACCCUUGGCUGCCCUCCUGAAUGUUAAGGAGAAAACCCGAUUGCGGGCACCUCCCAAUGCCACUUUAGAGCAUUUCUACCUAACCAGCGGCAAGCAGCCCAAGCAGGUGGAGGUAGACCUUUUGUCUCGGCAGAGUGGGCUUUCUGGACGCCAGGUUGAACGCUGGUUCCGCCGCCGGCGCAACCAGGACAGGCCCAGUCUUCUCAAGAAGUUCCGAGAAGCCAGCUGGAGAUUCACGUAUUACCUGAUUGCCUUUGUUGCUGGCCUGGCUGUCACUGUGGAUAAACCCUGGUUCUACGACUUGAGAAAAGUUUGGGAGGGGUACCCCAUACAGAGCAUCGUCCCUUCUCAGUACUGGUACUACAUGAUUGAACUUUCCUUCUACCUGUCCCUGCUCUUCAGCGUCGCCUCUGAUGUCAAGAGAAAGGAUUUUAAGGAGCAGAUCAUCCACCAUGUAGCCACCAUCGUUCUCCUCAGCUUCUCCUGGUUUGCCAAUUACGUCCGAGCCGGGACCCUCAUCAUGGCUCUGCACGACUCUUCUGACUACCUGCUGGAGUCUGCCAAGAUGUUCAACUACGCGGGAUGGAAAAACACUUGCAAUAACAUAUUCAUCGUCUUUGCCGUCAUCUUCAUCAUUACCCGACUGGUUAUCAUGCCCUUCUGGAUCCUGCACUGCACGCUGGUGUACCCUCUGGAGCUCUACCCUGCCUUCUUCGGCUACUACUUUUUCAACUUCAUGAUGGCGGUGCUGCAGACGCUGCAGAUGUUCUGGGCCUACUUUAUCCUGCGCAUGGCCUACAAGUUCAUAACUGGAAAGAUGAUAGAAGACGAACGCAGUGACCGGGAGGAGACAGAGAGCUCGGAUGGGGAGGAGGCCACACCUGGGGCAGAGACAAAGAGCCGGCUGCUGGCUAAUGGCCACCCCAUCCUCAAUAACAAUCGCCCUAAGAGUGACUGAACCAUGUCCUAGCUCCUCCCACAUUAAUACAUGAAGCCAAGAACAUGCCAACCCUCCCUUUAGGGGUAUCUCAACGCUGGGGAGAAGGGAUCUAAGGAGAGGGGUCCACACAGCCUCUCCUUACUCUUGUUGUCACCCUCUAA
Messenger RNA from Acomys russatus (golden spiny mouse), 1608 nucleotides. It is a transcript of the gene Cers2, whose product is annotated as ceramide synthase 2. Gene Ontology annotation, biological process: ceramide biosynthetic process. NCBI's taxonomy places the organism in Eukaryota, Metazoa, Chordata, Mammalia, Rodentia, Muridae. The coding region runs from base 323 to 1465 and encodes 380 amino acids. The transcript is spliced from 11 exons. The record is from RefSeq and is a predicted model, not a curated record. Gene Ontology annotation, cellular component: membrane. Gene Ontology annotation, molecular function: DNA binding; sphingosine N-acyltransferase activity.